CAUGAUCGUAAAAUAACUGACUUUACAAUUUCAUAUAAUAUCUAUUCAGUCGUUGCUGAUAGGAGUAUUAAAUUAACCUUUUUGCUGUGUGCUUUUUAAUAUAGAACAAAUAUGUGUGACAGGAAGUGCAAGAAGUGUGUUUUUUUGCCUAUAAUGCGUGUGCAAUUUCAAUUAACUUGAUUACUUUUAAUUUGUGUGCGCUGCACUUUUAAGUCUAUUCUAUCUACAUAUCUAUAUCCCAACAUUUCAACAUGAGUGACGAUGCACAGGAGCCUACAUCUUCCUCAUCAACGCCGCCACCGCGACGAAGUGAUAAUAUUCCUGCCAAACUUAUACAACAUUUCAAAGCAAACAAAAUCAAUGGAGCAAUGUGGGCAACACGCGUCUUAACCAUUUUGUUCACAGUGGCCUACGUUUUGCCAAUAUUUGGCAAUCAACAAAGUGCUUUCAAUAAAGUUUUAUUAUCUAAUGCAGCCACAUCCGCGUUACGUCUUCAUCAGCGGUUACCAACAUUUACAUUUUCGCGUGAAUUUUUGGGACGCUUAUUUGUUGAAGAUUCUUGUCACUACCUCAUGUAUUCUUUAAUAUUUUUUAAUGUUCAACCAACAUUACUUAUCCUUAUACCAAUUGUGCUUUUUGCAGUGCUGCACGCAGCAAGUUUUUUACAAAAUUUAUUAGAUAUUAUUGGACAAAAUUCAUGGUGGGGUGCCCGCUUGCUUAUAUCAUUAGUGGAGUUUCAAGCUGUCAACAUCUUAAAAGCUGCUGCAUUUUCUGAAAUUUUCUUGAUGCCUCUUGCCGCUGUUCUAACAUUUAUGGGAAAAGCUGGUCUUAUUACACCUCUUGUCUACUACCACUUUUUGGUUAUGCGCUACAGUUCACGCCGCAAUCCUUACACACGGAAUGCAUUUACUGAAUUACGAAUGACUACUGAAGCUCUGGCCUACAAAUCACCACAAUUUAUUGCAAAAAUAUUGCGUGCACUGAUUGCAGUCGUCAAUCGUCUGGCCCCACAACCGCAGCCAGCAGCAUCACAAUAAACUUUUACUAAUAACAUCACAUUUUUAUACUCUAUAAAAACACAUGCUGAAGAAACAAUCAAAAAACACUUGAUGACCAGUUUUGAUAGAAGUCAUUUAACGAUCACAAACGAUCUUACAAAAUUGAGGGGACCCUAUUUGUUGGAGUAUCCUGCUCUUUGUAUUUUUAAAAUUAUAUUAUUUAAUAGUUGUUUUCUUUCAAGUUAAGAUGCGUGGUAGAUUUGAAUAAUUUCUUUUAUAAUAGAAUUAUAGAUAUACGAUUAAGUAUAAGAGGUAUUUAUGAUAUUUUCUAAUUGUUUUUCUUAGUUAAUUUUGAUUUCAGAAAAUUUUAUGUUUAAAUAUCACAAAUCGUUAUUAAGAAUUAAAUCAUUGCGCUGAAAAAUGUAAAUUAAUAAAUGUAUGACUAUUUUGUCAUGGGUAACAGUUAAUUUAUAAUUAUUAA
Molecule: messenger RNA, 1479 nt
Organism: Teleopsis dalmanni
Lineage: Eukaryota; Metazoa; Arthropoda; Insecta; Diptera; Diopsidae
Gene: Kr-h2
Product: Krueppel homolog 2
Exons: 5
Coding region: 252-1037 (261 amino acids)
Biological process (GO): membrane organization; endoplasmic reticulum tubular network organization
Cellular component (GO): endoplasmic reticulum; membrane
Source: RefSeq, a predicted model, not a curated record